Molecule: messenger RNA, 1746 nt
Organism: Fulvia fulva
Lineage: Eukaryota; Fungi; Ascomycota; Dothideomycetes; Mycosphaerellales; Mycosphaerellaceae
Exons: 2
Coding region: 1-1746 (581 amino acids)
Biological process (GO): regulation of DNA-templated transcription
Cellular component (GO): nucleus
Molecular function (GO): DNA-binding transcription factor activity, RNA polymerase II-specific; zinc ion binding
Source: RefSeq, a predicted model, not a curated record
AUGCAAUCACGCGUGACCAGUGCACACUGCAGCAUGAGCUCACGGCUUUCUUUCGCUGCAUGUAGUCGCGCCGGAGGACCUACCGACUAUCAUGGUCGCUUCAGCAAUGGCAAUCUCGCCUACACAGCACGAGGACCAUACACCUCCCUCGCUGCCCUUACCGACGCCCUGGCAGCAGAGAUCGCAGCGGCCACGCAAAGCAGCAUCCCAGAAUGCACCACUUGCGAGCUCUCGCUCGACCUCAACGCCACGCUCCCGCUCAUCAGGCCGACCAUAGGCCCAUACGCACAAGGCCAGCCGAAUGACAUCCCGCACGAGUUCAAGCACGCGCCGACGGUGCCUGACGGCGCUGAUCCAUCCAAAGUACACCCGGGUGCUACUUGCGCAACGAUUGUCAACAUCACAGACCCCAGUGGGCGCGCAAUUGUGCAGCGAGCGGCUUCGCGGGGUGUGAUACAGGCUGUCGAGGCGGCAGACGGCUAUCGAUACAGCUUCAACAAUGCCUGGACGGCGAAAGAUGAGGAAGGCUCGCGCUUCUCCUUCAUAUGUCAGGACAGCAUGCAGAACAAGGACAGACAUGCGAAUGGCUUCACGCGGACAACAAAACAUCUGAAAGGCGAGACCAACGAGGUCCGGGGACCCAGAAAACCCACGUACGACUGCAAAGGUAGUGUCAGUGUCAAGUUCAGCAGCGGCAAGCAAAGCGUCGACGUGUACUAUCGACAUUAUGCCAUCCACCAGACUGUCGCUGAACGCAAGCUCCCACCAAGGCCACCGCCGCGAUCCAAAGAAGCAGGCGCUGCGACACAGAGCACGCCGAAGGAGGGUGGCGGCCUGCUGCCAACCUUGCAGGCCGAGACCUUCGCAAACACUGCACUCGCCAUGGUCAACGAUCAACGCCCUAUCAUCGACAAUCAACCUCCGUUAGCCAUGCGCUCCCACGCAGGCCCAAGUAUAUCUAGACCUCUGAAGCGCAAGCGGGAAUCCCUCCCCCCACCGCCACCAGCGCCCAAACCUCGAGAUCCAAACAAGCCCCCAUCCUUGUCAGAACUGCUCGCAAGUAGUGAGACUGCCAACAAGCCAGCGUCGCCGGUGGAGGCACUGAGAGCGGUACCAUCAAAGUUCCCGCCUCCCGUUGCGUAUGAGCUUCCGUCUUGGCAGACGCCGCCGCCUCCAAUGACCGCCACGCCGAGCAACCAACCUUACCCGCCGCCUUAUCCUCCAUACCCACCUCCGGGAAAGAUAGCCAUCAGUGCUACGCCAAGGCAAGGACCACUGUCCCAGCAGUCUCGACCUGGAGCACCAACAGGCACUCCUGGGUCCGGACACGCAUUGUUCACGACUAUGAAGCAAGUCUGGCAGCAGCCGCAGACCCCAGUCUUUCACUCGUUCGGUCCUCAGCGACAACGCGGCAGUAAGGCGUGCAGCAAUUGCAGACAGCGGAAAACGAGGUGCGAUGAAGCGAAGCCGUGUGGAGCCUGCGUCAAGAGCGGUCGAACAGAUUGCUAUUCCAUAGAACAGCCUCCUGCACCUGAAUCAACGCCACGGCGAGAGGACUUCGCUGGCACCUGGGGCAGCCUCAGUCAACCUGGACCUCCACCGCAGCUAAAGGAGUGGCAACAACAGCAGCAGCAGAGUCAAGCGAACUCACCAUGGCCAGCAGCACAACAACAGCCGCCCCAACCCCAGGCUACGACCGCUGCAAGGAGAGACGACAGCCCAGAUCCCUGGUAUCCAAAACGAUGA